Messenger RNA from Clupea harengus (Atlantic herring), 2417 nucleotides. RefSeq names its product GRAM domain containing 4a (gene gramd4a). The record is from RefSeq and is a predicted model, not a curated record. Lineage: Eukaryota; Metazoa; Chordata; Actinopteri; Clupeiformes; Clupeidae. Gene Ontology annotation, biological process: apoptotic process; negative regulation of toll-like receptor 9 signaling pathway. The transcript is spliced from 18 exons. The coding region runs from base 569 to 2125 and encodes 518 amino acids.
AACCAGUGGGCUGGACAAACACUGUGUUCAGAGAGUGAAACAAAGCAUUCAAAGUUAAGUGCAGGUUUCUCCGGCUUUCAAUGGAACCUUUGUUCUGCUGUUUUGAAGAAAAUCUCUAAUGCCGUGAUUUUUUCCCUGGAGUCUUUAGUCCUUAUACAACUGUAGGAUUUAUUCCCCCCUCUGCCUGCAUCAGUGAGGUUCGGCUGGCUCACUCUGGCUUUGAGACCCACACUGUGGAGAUUCCAGGAGGACUUACUGUACAAAAACUCCACCCCUCAUUUCCUCAAAGCACUCCGCUAUUUGGUGUUUAACAGAGGAACUAAUAGCUGUCGAUGCCAGUCCAGGGUUUUUGGGGACACUGAUACUUCCUUGCCGUCGACUACAUUUGGCAGAAUUGGAUGCAGAGCCAGUGGAUUGUGUCGACCAGAGAUGAUUGGUUGCGGUGGAGCCACCCGGGCAACUUUGACUUGAUGUAAACAGUGGAGAACAGUGGCACACAAGUAGUGCAGCGUCCCCCCCUGUCACCUGGGCAGAGUCUGGGGCAUUGAUGUGCUGAUGUGGACCCAGCAUGGAGAGCACUAGCCUUCACCUGGAGCUGCUCUUUGAGGGAUUUGCUGACGGGAUUAAGUGUCACAAGAGCAACCUCAGCCUCAAGGAGGAACUGAGAAAGCUGCGAGAGGAGACCAAUGUGGAGGUGCUGAAGCAGGAGCUGGACAAGGAGAGGGGCAAGCGGCUGGACCUCGAGCAGAGGAUGACGGAAGUGCUCAAGACGAGGUUGGAAGAUUCUCCUCCCCAGCCUGCACGUAAACAGCCGUCGCCCUCAGCCAAUGGGACAGAAAAACAAAAAGAGACUAUGUACACGCGAAUGAUGAGGUUGUUGUAUGAGCGGGUUGGCGUCUACAUUGAAGACUUCCGCUUCCAGCCUGAAGAGACAACAGUGGAGCCUGAAGAACCACUAAGUGCUAAAAGGUUAACAGAAAAUAUGCGACGACUCAAACGAGGUGCCAGACCGGUCACAAACUUUAUGAGGAACCUCUCCGCCUUAUCCAACUGGCAUUCCGUCUACACGUCAGCGAUUGCCUUCAUUAUCUACAUGAAUGCUGCGUGGCAUGGCUGGGCCAUCCCCAUGUUUCUGUUUUUAGCCAUUUUGAGGUUGUCCUUGAAUUACCUCAUGUCAAGAGGCUGGAGGAUUCAGUGGAGUAUCGUGCCUGAAGUCACAGAGCCUGAGGAACCUUCAAAGGAAGACCUGACUGUGUCUGAAAAGUUCCAGUUAGUUCUUGAUGUUGCACAAAAAGCACAGAACCUUUUUGGUAAAAUGGCGGAUGUCUUAGAGAAGAUUAAGAACCUGUUCAUGUGGGUGCAGCCGGAGAUCACUCAGAAGCUGUACAUUGCGCUGUGGGUGGCCUUCAUCACUUCCUGUGUCCUUCCCUACAAACUCGUGGGUUUUCUUGUUGGGUUGUAUGCCGGCAUCAAGUUCUUCAUCAUUGACUUCCUCUUCAAGAGCUGCCCCAAGCUGCGGGACAAGUACGACACGCCACGCAUUGUGUGGAACAACCUCCCCACAGACCCGCAGCUGAAGGAGCGCAGCAACGCCACGGUCUCCCGACGGCUGUCUUGUGCGGAAAAGGUCCAGCCAGUGGUUUCGCGAAGUAGCCUAGCAACGGUCCCCUGUGGUGUCAGCCGUGAGGAGGAGAGUAGCCGCUCCCACAACCCCAAGAAGGGGGCCUUCCACGAGGUCUUCAAUCUGACCGAGAAUGAGCGGCCCUUACCAGUGUGUGAGAACGGCUGGAGGUGCUGCUUAAUAAACAGGGACAGGAAGAUGCCCACAGACUACAUCCGUAAUGGAGUCCUCUUUGUCACAGAGAACUACCUGUGCUUCGAGAGCUCCAGCUCCAGAUCAGGCUCCUCAAAGAAGAACAAAGUCAUCAAGCUUGUUGACAUCACAGACAUCCAGAAGUACAAAGUCCUGUCUGUGCUGCCUGGGUCGGGAAUGGGGAUUUCCAUAGCCACGCCCUCCACUCAGAAGCCCUUGGUGUUCGGUGCCAUGAUUCACAGAGACGAGGCCUUCGAGGCGAUCUUCACCCAAUACAUGAAGAACAUGACCACACCUGGUCCUGAGACCUAGCGUCUACCUUCCAGGGCAGCCGGGGGCCUGCUAGCACUGCUGCACCGCUGGGGGUGGGGGUGGGGGUGGGGGGGGGGACUGGUCAAUGUCCUCUCUCUCACUCUGCUCAGGCCAGGCUCAUGGCCACGGCAAACUGUCUCUCUCUCUUUCUCUCUCUCUCUCUAUCUCUCACUCGCUUAGUCGUCUGGCCUUGCCGAGUUGUCACCCCUGUCAUGGAGGAUAGGACAUCAGGCUCCACAUGGGUCAUGGAACACAUUCCUGUUUGGGGUGUGUGUGUGUGUGUGUGUGUGUG